Molecule: messenger RNA, 1892 nt
Organism: Microstroma glucosiphilum
Lineage: Eukaryota; Fungi; Basidiomycota; Exobasidiomycetes; Microstromatales; Microstromataceae
Product: T-complex protein 1
Exons: 4
Coding region: 86-1789 (567 amino acids)
Biological process (GO): protein folding
Cellular component (GO): chaperonin-containing T-complex
Molecular function (GO): ATP binding; ATP hydrolysis activity; ATP-dependent protein folding chaperone
Source: RefSeq, a predicted model, not a curated record
CGCCUUCGAAUUAGAACAUCGUCGGCUUCCCUUCCCCACUCCUUCCCUUCUACACACCCUCGGACUCCUCCUCAUCUCUCCCAUCAUGGCAGGCCAACAGCCCGUCUUUGUCAUGAACUCGGCACCGGAGAGGCAAUCGGGCAGGAAGGCCCAGUUGAGCAACAUCUCAGCUGCAAAGACGGUCUCAGAUGUGAUCCGUACCUGCCUGGGCCCGAAGGCAAUGCUCAAGAUGAUUCUGGACCCUAUGGGAGGUAUUCUGCUCACGAACGAUGGAAACGCUAUCUUGAGAGAGAUUGAGGUAGCCCACCCAGCAGCGAAGAGCAUGAUCGAGCUGAGCAGGACACAAGACGAGGAAGUAGGAGACGGUACCACUAGCGUCAUCAUCCUUGCUGGUGAGAUCCUGGCUCAAUCCCUGCCCUGCCUGGAGCGAGGUAUCCACCCUGUUGUCAUCAUCUCUGCAUUCAAGAAGGCUCUCGCAGAGGGCCUUUCGGUCAUCGAAUCCAUCUCGAAGCCAGUCAAUGUGGAAGACGAGAAGGAGAUGCUGGCUCUAAUCAAGACCUCGAUCGGAACAAAAUUCGUCUCUCGCUGGAGCGAUCUCAUGUGCUCUCUUGCUCUCAAGGCAGUGCGAACGGUGGCCACGAUUGAUGCUCAGUCAGGUGGCAGCGGAAGCAGUGGCCCAGGCGCCAGGACAGUGGACCUGAAGCGGUAUGCUCGAGUAGAGAAGAUUCCAGGUGGUGAGAUCGAGUCCUCGACGGUCUUGGACGGAGUCAUGCUCAACAAGGACGUGACACACCCCAAGAUGCGAAGGAGGAUCGAGAACCCACGUAUCCUGCUACUAGACUGCCCGCUGGAGUACAAGAAGGGAGAGUCGCAGACGAACAUUGAGAUCACAAAUGAGACUGACUGGAACAGGAUAUUGGAGAUUGAGGAGGAGCAGAUCAAGCUGAUCUGUGACAAGAUCAUUGAGUUCAAGCCGGAUCUGGUGUUUACAGAGAAGGGUGUUUCAGAUCUCGCACAGCAUUUCCUGAUGAAGCAGAACAUCACUGCUAUCCGUCGCGUGAGGAAGACGGACAACAACAGGAUUGCUCGAGCCACUGGAGCUACCAUCAUCAACAGGGUCGAUGACUUGCGUGAUGCAGACAUCGGAACCAAGUGCGGUCUCUUCCACAUCGAGAAGCUGGGAGACGAGUACUUUACCUUCCUCGAGAAGUGCAAGGAGCCCAAGGCCUGCACGAUUCUGCUACGAGGACCCUCCAAGGACAUUCUGCACGAGAUUGACCGGAACCUCGCUGAUGCCAUGGCAGUAGCAAGGAACGUCGUCUUCAACCCUCUUCUGGCUCCUGGAGGAGGCGCAACAGAGAUGGCAAUCUCCGUCGCCUUGACCAAUCUGGCAAAGGAGAUGGAGGGUAUCGAGGUCGGAGCUGUCAAGGCGGUUGCGGAGGCAAUGGAAGUCAUCCCGCGGACACUGAUCCAGAAUUGCGGUACAUCAUCUGCCAUCAAGGUCCUGACACAACUGCGAGCCAAGCACGCCAAUGGCGAGCACUCCUUUGGUGUAGAUGGAGAAAAGGGCGGCAUCGUCGACAUGGACGAGUACGGCUUGUACGAGAGUGCAGCGGUGAAGAUGCAGACGCUCAAGACGGCAAUUGAGAGUGCCAGCUUGCUAUUGAGGGUCGAUGACGUCGUCUCUGCUAGGAGAAGGAGGGAGCCUGGAGGGGGUGGUGGACCUGGUGUACAGAACAUGGAUGGUGGAGAUGGCGGUGAAGGAGGUGGCAUGAUGCCUGAGAUGUAGAUGACAAUUUGAGGAUGAGCAGAGGCAGACACAGCCUUGAUCAAAACUUUGCAACGAAAUUCAUUUCUUGCACAUAGAGUCAUGGAAAGAAUGUAGACCUGCA